GCCAUGCCCAGGAGUUCUCUACCGGCUUCCUACGGGCAAACAACUCACCAGGCCAACCCUACGGCUGCCUCUUGACAUCCCUUGGAAGUGGUGAGGAGCAAACCGGACGCCAGCAAGCAUGUCCACCUCUCUGAGAGUCAGCCCAUCCGUUCACGGCUAUCGCUUCGACACCGCCUUGCGUAAGAAAGCUGUGCCCAACAUCUUUGAGAACCUGGAUCAAGAGACUCUGGAAAAGCUCUUCAAAAACUCCGGCGACAGGAAAGCAGAGGAAAGAGCUAAGAUUAUCUUGGCCACCGACCAAGAUCUGGAGGAAAAAGCCAGAUCCCUCAUGGCUCUGAAGCAGAGAACCCGAGAAAAACUUUUCCAGUUCCUGAAGUUCGGGAAACAUUCCAUCAAAAUCCACUGAAGAGCCACAAAAGCAAGAUGGUGAUCAACACACACACAAAAUAUAUAUAUAUAUAUUGCACAGCUCUUCUGCUGGUGUUAUCCUUUUCGCUCGCCAGCAUCUCCAACGCCUGGUACCGAGAUAGAGGAUGCUUGGACAUGUCAGUCAGGGGUCGUUCCAUCCUCACUCACUGCGUUGUGUGCACGUCUUCUGCAGAAUCCAACUUGAAUCCUCCGAAGGGAGUCACUCACUCAUCAAAAUGAUGAAAGCAGCAGAUCCUGAGCCACAAAAGGAUGGAAAAGUGGCGGAACGGACAACUGCAACAUUUUUUUUCCUGGCAGCCUGGAGGGAGAAAUAGACUCUGUGUGUGAUUUUUUUUCUCCUGGACUAAACGGCCGGCUUGCCUGACAGUCUUUCUGGACGUGUGUUUAUUGAGCGCGCAAAACCUUCCAUAAGGUGCUUUUCUCUUCUCUGCUGGGAUCACAGGAGAUCAGGCAGCAAUCCGCGUUUAUCCAUUUGCAUUUGCUAAAAAUGCACCGGAGAAGGUCUGCAAGUCAACUAUUUUCCUGAGAUAGAACUUUUUGUUUCCAGGACUGGUGUGAAGCAAUCCUGUUUUCUCUUCCGUUUUUUAAAACAAGUUGCACAAACUUCUUCUUCUUUUUUUUUUAAAAAAAAGAAACUUUCCUCCUGACUUUUCUGAACUAUGAAAGUCUCUUUGAUGAGACAUUACAUUCACUUUUUUUUUUUUUCUAUUUCUGCCAUAGUAAUGAACUUAACAAGUUAAUAAGCUAUGUGGAUGAUGAUGAUGCUGUAGUAAUGGGCAUUAAUUUAUUGCAUAUGCUGAAUGGUGGAACAAAUAAAUUAUGAAGUUGAUAUACAUUGCUCUUGAUUUGAAAUGCUUUGUUUGGCAAGCGAAGUUGGUUCUCAAUUUCCUAAAAACUUCUAUCCUUUGAAGUGCCAGAUCAACCUAACAUUUGAUAGGGAAUGUUUCAGAACAAAAAACUUUUUUUUUAAAAAAAAGCAAAACCCAAAAUGAAAUAUCUUUUUUUGUUUAUUUGUAAUAGAUGAACAUGAUAAAAUGAACCACUAAUACAUCUUCCUUAAACUAAAUUUCAGUGAAGAUUAUAUUCAGAAUCUUCUUUUCUAAAUACCAGCCUUCCAAUGCUGUCAAAAUUGAGAUAAUUCUGAGCAUAUGCAAAGUAAAUUUCAUGAUGUAUGUUUAAGAAACACGAGCCCUGAUGCAUCUGAAUUUUUAAAAAGAUUAAAUGAUUUGUGUUUGUUGAAGCUU
Messenger RNA from Ahaetulla prasina, 1673 nucleotides. RefSeq names its product transcriptional and immune response regulator (gene TCIM). The record is from RefSeq and is a predicted model, not a curated record. Bases 119 to 406 code for a protein of 95 amino acids. The transcript has a single exon. Lineage: Eukaryota; Metazoa; Chordata; Lepidosauria; Squamata; Colubridae. Gene Ontology annotation, biological process: negative regulation of Notch signaling pathway; endothelial cell activation involved in immune response. Gene Ontology annotation, cellular component: cytosol; nucleus. Gene Ontology annotation, molecular function: Notch binding.